Molecule: messenger RNA, 2942 nt
Organism: Aaosphaeria arxii CBS 175.79
Lineage: Eukaryota; Fungi; Ascomycota; Dothideomycetes; Pleosporales
Exons: 1
Coding region: 80-2857 (925 amino acids)
Biological process (GO): DNA replication initiation
Cellular component (GO): DNA replication preinitiation complex
Source: RefSeq, a predicted model, not a curated record
CGACCGAGCAACCUCAACCCAUUCUUCGCCCUGUCGCCGCAACCCCGCAGAUCUGUAUCACUAGCCAUGAGCGCUCCCUAUGACGACCUACGCAUUGCAGACGAAGACAAUGCUUCAUAACACUACAAACCCCACACCUCGACCCUCCAUUCUACCUACCAAAGGCGACCUCGAGCUCAAGCCCAAACUGCCUACAAAACGCAAGCGGGAGAGCAUAUGCGGCCUAGGAACCUUCAACAAACCUUUCGUGAUCAAACCUUGUCCCGACUCUCCAUACGCAAAACCCUCGACUUUCACUCCGAUUCGAAUCAUUGGCCGCUCUCAGCUCCCUCUCACCUUCCUCGACACCACUUCGGACGACCAAUUCACCCCCGGUCGGUUAUUCUCCGCCCACAUCGACAUUCUCGAGCAGGACAGAGAUGGACACGACAUAGCUUCAGCAGUACCCAAGGUCCUGAUCGCACGAUAUGAGACCAAAAGGACAUUGUAUGCCAUUGAGCGUGUGCAACCCCGUGUUUACAGCCUCUGCAAGCUUGCAGGCUGGUUGAAAGAGAAGGAUGUUGCUAGUCUUUGGGAUCCCGCCAGUCUCACUCUAUACCCGUCAUUGCCGAAAGUCGUCACGUCUGGAGCAGUCACGACGAAAUGGUGGGAACAAGCUGUUGUUCAAACCCAGCCGGAUGAAAACGCUGCGAAGCGUGUGAGGUUGUCUAUGUUCCGUCCAGCUGUCAAGCCUGUCGAGCCACCGCGGGAAGUCCCUGUGCAGGAAGCUGGGAACAUUGAGAAGAGCAUGUCCAAUGAUGCACCGAAGCUAGACGACACAGUCCCCGCUGAGUUUUCCGGAAUGCCAAUUGAAACUCCUUCGCCACAGCAAUUGCUCGAGAAUUUAGCACACCAGUAUCUGGACGCGGUGUACUUGUCGAAGAUGUCGCUGGCUUACUUCGCUAAAGGCCCCAUCACGAGAGUACGCAAUGCGUUCACGUCUUCGGAGGAGGGAGCCCCACCAACACACGAACUGGUCACUUCACUACGGACAAUGCUGCUUAGCCACAAGGCGAGCGACAAGAAAUAUCGCGAGAAGCUGCCCGAGGUGAUCAAGGCCAUUCUACCAGGGUCAUUUUCGGAUGAUGAGCUGGAGACUGCCGCGAAGCCAAAGAAGUCAAAGAAGAAGAUGAAGCUUAACCGGAGCGGCAUUUACCCCCAGGAGGAGCUGGUCAUUCAGAAGUGGUGGAAGUCUGAGAUGCGCAUGCCUGAGGCUUAUGGCGAGGAGACGAUGGAUCAGAGGAUCAAGAGACGGAUAGGAGAUCUACGCGUGAGAGAGACACUGGCACAGAUGAUUAUUAUGUUAGAGAUUGUCGCUCUUGAGGCCCUAUCAACAUACAAAGAGCCCACCGAGGAAGGCGAGGGAGAAACUCAGGAAGAAACACAAGGCCAGGCGGAGAGCCAGGCGGCCAAACCGAAGAAACGGAAAAAGAAGCUAGACGAUAUCAAUCUUCAGCUUGAUCUUCUCCUCGACAAGCUGUGUAUCUGGCAGUCGGUCGACCAAGAAGGAAUCUUGGAUUUCGACAGCAAGAAUGCAAAGAACGAGGACCCAACAGAAGGUCCCGGCAAAAACGAGAACAGUGACAGAUUGCAAAGCUUCUGCGUCGAAGUCAUCGUCCCUUUCUACAUGAGGAGACUUCCAGAGCAAGCACGGAUGAUCAACAAGAAACUAGGCGGACCAGCGUCCUCGACGCCAUCGAAACGAAAAGCAAUGAGGCCCCCAAUGCCCUCACGAAAAUCUGGAGAACCCAAGGAGCCAGAUGUGAAGAAAUCGCGUCGCUCACUUGCACGUGUCGCUACUGAUACAACGGGCCAAACUGGACAGCGCAAGCCGACGCCAUCCCUGGCUCGGUCUACGACGGACUCGGCCUUGUUGACCGAUAUCAAGCGGGAGGGAAGUGAGGUGCCACUAUCGGCCAUACCCUUCCAGCGAAGUCCCUCACAAGCAGCUCGCCGUUCGAUGUCUCACUUCAAUCACCUCAAGGGCCGACAAGUUGACCUGAGUGCACCAUCAGCCGCAGCUGCCGCCAAGAUCCAGCAAAAGAAGCGCGUAGAAGACGAGGUGAAGGAAGCCAUAGCAGCAUUGAAGAAGCCUAACAGGGGACUUGCAGUGGGAGGCUACGUGGACGACAUGGAACGACGAGGUCUAGGCGUAGCCACCAAGUCUUCGAGGAAACCGACCAACACGGUCCGAAAAGUAGUCAAGGACGUACAAGUCAGCGCAACGCCCCGAGUAGCCAAGAGAACGAAGAACGUCAUCGAGCAAACCCCCAACAACCACCGCAACCCAUUCGUCCGAGAACGCGACUUCGACGCCAUCCCCUCGAGUUCAUUACGAAUCCCCUCCUCGGGAGUCCGCUCAAUGGGUUCCAUAGUCCCAGGAACUGUCCAGCGAAGCACAGCAAGUCGCAAACAGCCCGUCUCCGGCAUCGCAGAGACGCCUUCCAAGGCCCCGAACAACAGAUCCUUCUCGUCCGGAGCGAUCCCUGGACCCGUCUUCGCGACGCCCGUCAAACACAGAGCCGUGAGUCCACCGCUACCUGAGAAGAUCGCGUCCACGCCCGCGGCAGUGCUGGCCACGCCGAACAAAGUGUCCUUCGCCAUUCCUUCCGGUCCGUCCGGGUUCACACCGCAACCUGUAUUUACGACUCCAACCAAAGAGCCUCCGGCGGCAAUGGCAGCAGCAACGACGAUCGGGGAGUCGCCUUUACCUUCAGGCCCCUCGAAGCAGCAGAGUAAAAGCAUCACGGGGACCCAGCCUUCUAUAUACGACGCUCUUGGCUGGAACGACGAUAACGACAUUGAUGAUAUGUUUUGAGCGACAGCAGUCUUUCUUUCUUCUACUACUACAUUAAGCAUUGUGUAUGAUUGGACUGAAUUGAACGGGAGAGGAGGGGAUCCGG